Molecule: messenger RNA, 2784 nt
Organism: Tribolium castaneum (red flour beetle)
Lineage: Eukaryota; Metazoa; Arthropoda; Insecta; Coleoptera; Tenebrionidae
Gene: Atg1
Product: Autophagy-related 1
Exons: 15
Coding region: 220-2559 (779 amino acids)
Biological process (GO): reticulophagy; peptidyl-serine phosphorylation; positive regulation of autophagy
Cellular component (GO): phagophore assembly site membrane; cytoplasm; autophagosome
Molecular function (GO): ATP binding; protein serine/threonine kinase activity
Source: RefSeq, a predicted model, not a curated record
UACAGAUUCCUGUAAUGGCAAGAUGGCGCCCCGUCAUUGACAUAUUGCGAUUCAGACAAAAACAAGUCGUUUUUUCGCAAUUGUGCGAUAACGUGACUAAAUUCAGUGUUUUUGCGCUUAAUUCCACUUUUUCAUCAUGUAGGACGUGCAAGAAUUAAUUACAGAAACAGUUUUUACCACCUUUGAUAAGUUGUAAUCUGUUGCACUUUUUGCCCAAAAAUGGAAAGUAUCGGCGAUUACGAGUACAAUACUAAGGAUAUAAUAGGCCAUGGGGCCUUUGCCGUGGUUUUCAAGGGCCGGGAGAGGAAGAACCCGUCGAAUACCGUUGCUAUCAAGUGCAUAACUAAGAAAAAUAUAGCGAAACAAAGCUUGUUAGGGAAGGAGAUAAAGAUUUUGCAGGAGCUGACUGAGCUGCACCAUGAGAAUGUUGUGGCUUUGUUUGACUGCAAGGAGUCUCCUAAUAAUGUAUACUUAGUAAUGGAGUACUGUAAAGGCGGCGAUUUGGCCGAUUACCUCGCUGCUAAGGGCACCCUUAGCGAGGACACAAUCCGCCUAUUUCUGAUCCAAUUAGCUGGAGCAAUGAAAGCUCUCUCGGCCAAAGGCAUCGUCCACCGUGACCUCAAACCUCAAAACAUCCUCAUCACUUACGAUGUCCCUAAUCCUCAACCAUCGCAAAUUAAGCUAAAAAUCGCCGACUUUGGUUUUGCCCGAUUUUUACAAGAGGGCGUAAUGGCGGCCACUUUAUGUGGCAGCCCUAUGUACAUGGCCCCCGAAGUGAUUCUGGCCCUUCAAUACGACGCCAAAGCCGAUCUUUGGAGUCUCGGAACGAUCGUUUUUCAGUGUCUGACCGGCAAAGCACCGUUUCAGGCCAAUACACCGCAAGCACUCAAACAAAUUUAUGACACCACCAUGAAUCUAGUCCCCAAGAUCCCGCAUGGGACUAGUCCAGAAUUGACCGAUCUUUUGCUCGGUUUGCUGAAACGUAACGCUAAGGAACGAAUGAAUUUUGACCAGUUUUUCAAUCACAAGUUUUUGAAGAGGGCUGAGACGCCCAAAGCGAGUAGUCCGUUACAAAAUGAUAUGCCGUUACCAAUCGGGACUCCCCCGAAUAUUACAGCCGUACCAUCAAGUAGCCCUCGACCGGUCCGAGGCAACUCGAUUUCGCAACCCGAUCCUCCAGAAUCUCCAAGAUCUACAAGAACGGCUCUUAGUUCGAGUCCUGAAGAUGAUUAUGUUAUAGUGUCGAGAAAUAUCCCGGACCAGUCGACCGAAAGCGUCGAGUUGGAGAAACAGUUCAAGAUGACGACUGUUAGGUCUCCACCUGCACCUUGUGUCCCUGUUGCAAGCCCCGUCCGACCUUCCUUCCUCCCUGUUUCUGAGCCCCUCCCUGUCCCUACCAUGAAAGACGUCUACAAGCAAACAAGCGAAAAAAAAGAUGACCACAGCCCAAUUAAACCGACUGUCAAUAGCAACGUCCCCCGAUCACAACCGAUCAGCAUGAAACGGUCCGAAAAUCGACCGAUUCACAACGAUAUCGAUAUCAGUUCCCUAUCACCACCUUCAGUAAAAUUCGUUAUCGGGACACCACCUGGUGGACGACGACGUUCCACUUCCGGUGGAAGUCUCUGCGAAACGCCGCCACCGACGAAUUUCUGGACGCCGUCACCGGUGGCCAAAACAGCACCGGUUAAUUCACCGUUAAGGCGGUCCGGUACUUCCCCGCCCAUGCAAAGUGGACAGUUGGCACGAAUGCCAAUUUUGAGUAGUCCGAAUUUAAAUAAUGAAAAUAAUAAUCCGAAUAGGUCACCAAAUAUGCCCUAUUGUACAAGGGCGGUCACUUUACCGGAAAUUUCCGAAAUUCGGAAUUAUGCCAUUUUUAACGAUAGUUAUGAACAUCCCAUUACGUUUCUGGCGCCGGAGUUGCCCGAAGAGACGCUUCUUGAGAAGGAACACAACGAAACCUUGGCGAAAAUUAACUACGUGCUGGCCGUGUGCACGUGCAUCCUCGACUUGGCGGCGGUCCGUUCGACGCCAAUCGGCGCCCUUCACGACUCAGUCCAGCUCCAAUCGCAAAUUCAAAACGAGCUGAUGAAAAGAGCCGAACGUUUUGUUCUUUUAGUUCGUGCUUUACAAUUGUUAGGUUCCGGUCUGGCGUUAGCAACGAACCAAAUGAAAUCCGGUCAAUUACGACCGAGCUCAAAAGUAAAAAACGUCAUGUCGAGUCUCAAUAGCAGAUUCCGGUCGACAUUGGCCGAAUGCAAACAAUUGAACAGUCCUGAACUUAUGGCCAAAGUGGCCGAUAUCACAGCCGAUAAACUACUAUACGAUCAUGCCGUGCAAAUUUGUCAAGCGGCCGCCUUGGAUGAACUAUUCGAUAAUCCGCAACAGUGUUUCGAGAGAUAUCAAACGGCGCAAAUUCUUUUGCACAGUUUAUCGCAACAGUUGCCCCAACAAGAUCGGGCAUUGCUUACGAAAUAUAAGGAGGCCGUGGAGAAGCGCCUGUUCAUGCUGCAGCAGCGGGGCUACAUCUAUUCGACGGAUCUCAGUCAAAUAAAUUAAUUCACGUAACUAUAAUUCCAAUAAUUCUUGGCGUAUUCACUGUUAACCAAUCGCUUGAUCUAGUUGCUGUCUUGUACCGACAGUUUAGUUGAAAUAUCGCGUUGCGUCAUUGUUUUUCUUCCACCAUCGCAUACAUGACGAGAUGAGGAGAGUCAGUCGGGUCGUGAUUUAUGAUUUGUGUUUUAAUUGUAUACAAAGUAAUUAAAUAAAAGUAAUUUAUUUGUG